This is a messenger RNA of Closterium sp. NIES-65, 1431 nucleotides long. The record is from the annotation of a GenBank genome assembly. Lineage: Eukaryota; Viridiplantae; Streptophyta; Zygnematophyceae; Desmidiales; Closteriaceae.
AUGCUAGGCCGGCCGCUAACGACAGCGGAGGCGGUGUGGCUGGAAGCGACGCGCGGCGUGGCGGAUUACCAGCUGUACUGCUGCACUGUAGUGCUGCUCGUCAUUCUCUACACGGUCGCGUGCCUGCCGUACGCGAUAUUAGACUACCUCCGCCUGCCCUUCUUCGAGCAGUACCGCCUACAGCCCGCCGUGGCCCACUCGCUGGCCGACACGUGGAAGUGCUAUAAAGACGUGAUCGGCGUGAUGGUCACCACGAUCCUCCCCCUUCAGCUGCUCUCGUAUCCUUUCUUCAAGGUGCGCUCCCUUCAGCUCAUUUCCGCCCCCUUCCCCCGGACCCGCCUUGGUCCAAUGACGCGCAGCACAGGCUCACUCCCCGAACCAACCCCUUUCGAGGCGCCUCAAAAGUCGUCCCCUAUUGAGGCGCCUCAAAAGCCGUCCCCUGGACCCGCCUUGCUCCAAUGGCGUGCAACACAGGCUCACUCCCCAACCAACCCCCUCCGCCAUGCCCUUCCGCUCAUACGGCUAUCCUCUCCCCGAUCCCCUCCCCCAUCCCCUCCCCCAUCCCCUCCGCCAUCCCCUCCCCGAUCCCUUCCCCUCUUCGACCUUCUCCUCCCAUCCCUUCCCCCAUCUCCUAUAGUACCAAACGCCGUCUAUACUCCCUCUCUCACCCCCUCUCCCAACCCUUCCCCCAUCCCCUUCCCCAUCCCUUUCCCCAUCCCCUUCCCCAUCCCCUUUCCCAUCCCCUCCCCCAUCUCCCCCCCUUAUCCUCUCCCAAUUCCCAUCCUCCCUCCUCUCUUCGCCCUUUCCCUGUACCAUCAGGUAGCGGGAAUCACGACGUCGCUGCCGCUCCGCACGCACUCCACGUUAGCGCUGCAGCUGUUGUUAGCAGGCAUCACGGCGUCUUUGCCGCUCCCCACGCUCUCCACGCUGGCUUUACAGCUGUUCGUCUUCCUUCUCGUAGAAGACUACGGCAACUACUGGAUCCACCGCCUCUUCCACCACCCGCUCCUCUACAAGCACAUUCACUACAAGCACCACGAGUACACGUCACCCAUGAGCGCCGCUGCCACGUACGCGCACUGGAUCGAGGUGCUGCUGCUGGGCGUGCCCACGCUCGUGGGGCCUGCGAUCGUGCAGUGCCACGUGGUCACGCUGUGGGUGUGGAUCCUGCUGCGACAGCUGGAGGCCAUCGAGACGCACUCAGGGUACGACUUCCCCUGGUCGCCAACGCGCCUGAUCCCGUUCUACGGGGGCCCUCGCUUCCACGACUACCACCACGAGGUGGGGGGAGAGAGCCACUGCAACUUCGCCUCCAUCUUCACCAUCUGUGACUGGCUUUACGGCACUGAUAAGGGCUACUAUGCCAAGGUGGCAGCCGAGGACAAGAUGAAGAAACUACGGGCAGAGAAGACAGGUCUGAAAAAUGAGUAG